AUGCAAAUUGGGAUCACACCGGAGUUUCGUCAACAAGUAAUCGAGGGCUAUAGCAAGGACUCGAAGCUAGGUCGGAUACGGGAUUAUAUCAAGGAAAUCCAGAACGCGGACCGCCAGAACCGACGACCAAAGACGAUACCCUUCCGGCCAUGGGAACUCUCCGAUGAACUCCUAUACCACGUCGGAUACGAAGGAAAACGGAGACUCUGCAUCCCACGACCCUUGGUCAAAAGCAUCCUCGAAAUCGUCCACGACAACAAGCACCACUUCGGAAUUAACCGCAUGACUUAA
Fusarium vanettenii 77-13-4 is the source of this 291-nucleotide messenger RNA. RefSeq lists its product as uncharacterized. The transcript has a single exon. Bases 1 to 291 code for a protein of 96 amino acids. NCBI's taxonomy places the organism in Eukaryota, Fungi, Ascomycota, Sordariomycetes, Hypocreales, Nectriaceae. The record is from RefSeq and is a predicted model, not a curated record.